Molecule: messenger RNA, 2884 nt
Organism: Durusdinium trenchii
Lineage: Eukaryota; Dinophyceae; Suessiales; Symbiodiniaceae
Source: the annotation of a GenBank genome assembly
AAUCAGAGCAAGGGCUGCACCGGGCUGUUUGCCCAAAACCAGCUUCUUUGUUCGGCAUGGUGGUGCCAGGAACGAAACGGUAUUUGUCACGUAUCGCAGUACAACCUCGUGUCUACAGCAGGUUCUUGGAUGCACCAGCUGGAACUGAAUCCAUUGGGUAUGGGGUCAAUGAGUCAGCGCAGCACGUCGACUACUUUGAUCGAAUCGGGCUCUUCAGCAAAAGCUUCACUCAAAGCAUAUGGCUAUCUUUCGGUGCUAUGCGUUGGCUUUUGCUGGUCUUGAUUGGCCUUGGAGCCGGGCUGGUCGCUGUGGCUGUUGAGCUCUCAUUGCACUAUUUGCUGGAGGAGAAACUCAAGCUGCUGGAUCUAGUGGGUAGAAGCACCGAGUCUCUCGGAGCUCAGUACCUUUGUGACAUUGGAUUCUGUCUAUGUGCGGCAGCAAUAGCAGGCAUUCUAGUCUGCUUUGUAGAGGUCUUGGCAGCGGGUAGUGGCAUCCCCGAGAUCAAGUGUUUCCUGAAUGGAAUUCACCUGCCGAAGCUGGUUUCUGGAAAAACUCUGUUUGCAAAAGCUGUCGGCAUCGUUUUUUCGGUGGUUGCAGGCUUGCCUUGUGGCAAGGAAGGGCCGAUGAUUCAUAGCGGUGCCAUCGUUGGUGCAAUGGUCACGUGUUUCAACUUAGAGCGGCGCUUGCGUCCCCUGAACCUUGAUGUGGAGACCCGAGACUUUGUCGCGGCUGGAGCUGCGGCUGGUGUCAGUGCGGCCUUUGGUGCACCGAUUGGGGCGGUUCUCUUUGCGGUGGAAGAAGGCGCAUCCCAUAUGUCCCCAAGGAUCCUGACACAACUCUUCGUCUCAAGUUCGGUGGCCACAUUGGUUACACGCCUCACUCUGGGCCCUAUCAUCAGUGGCCACCCUUGGAGCUUGUUGGGGACUGGGGUGCCGGUCAGCUUUGGUCGCUUCACUGAGGUCUCGUAUAACUUUCUGGAGAUGUUUAUUUUCGCUCUCAUUGGUAUUGUUUGUGGCUUGCUGGGUGCGGCCUUCAACCACUUCAAUGGCCGUUUGAGCAGGUGGAGGAAGCGUUGCAUCGGCCCAACUGGUUGGAAACGCUUUUUCGAGGUGCUUUGCGUCACGUUCAUCAUUGCCUCCUUGAAAUUCUGGAUACCAUCUGUGGUCCUUGGAAUGAAUGGAGAAGGCUGGCAGCCGCUAAUUUUUGAUGAGCUCAGUCAGACCCAGCAGCUUUGGUUGGAGGGAGGGCAGGCUUCCAUCCGUGACCUUUUCCACUGCAAAAACAAUGCGACGGAGAGCAGUGUGGGUGUCCACCUCCCACACCAGGCUUGUCACAGGGGGUUCCAUGAACUGGGCGUGCUGAUCCUCUUCGGCUUCUUCAACCUCGCCACAACCUGCUGGACGUUUGGUCUUGGUGUCCCUGCUGGGCUCUUCGUUCCAUCCUUGCUGACUGGUGCAGUGCUGGGCCGCUUCGUAGGCGAAGUGCUUCAGGCCGAAUUGCCGCAGGUUGUCGGCCCCGCUGAUCCCGGCAUCUAUGCAUUGGUUGGAGCAUGUGCUAUGUUGGCAGGAGUUGGGAGGAUUACGAUUUCUUUGGCGAUGAUCCUGACGGAGGCCACUGGUACCGGCAUCUUCGGCCUGCCAAUCUUUAUGGUCGUGGUCAUUGCUACCUGGGUAGGCGACUAUUUCAAUCGCGGCAUUUACGACCUGCACAUCAUUGAUUUGAAACAGAUCCCACUCCUUGAGCAAUCACCUGCAGACGUUAUGGUCCGGUAUGCCGUGAAGGACAUUAUGGCGAGUCAGGUGGUGUCCCUGCAGGGCGUGGAGAAGGUACAGCGAAUUGUGGACGUUUUGCGCUCUUGCAACCACAAUGGCUUCCCUGUCCUGGAGAAUGGCACAAUGAAAAUGGAGGGAUUGAUUGAGCGCGGCUUUCUGCAUUUGCUCUUGGCUAGAGGUCGCUAUUAUGGGAUGUUCCAGGACACUCCAGAUGCUCCGAUUGGAUCGCUGGUCCCAUUUGAGGCGAUAGCUUGGCCAAACAUCCAUUCCUACCCGGAUAUCAAGAGUCUUUCAAAGAAGCUGAGUACAGAAGACCGGCAGAAGUAUAUGGACUUGCGACCGUAUGUGAGCUGCAAUGGCUACAGCAUUCCGCCUCAGGCUUCAAUGGCCAGCGCUUUUUUGCUUUUUCGACGCUUGGGCCUUCGACAUUUGCCUGUGGUGGAUAGUGAUGGCGACCUUUGUGGAAUCAUCACACGCAAGGACUUGAUCCUCAUGGAGGAGGAUGAGCAUGGUGAAAUGGUGCAGAGGUCGCAGCCAAAGCUGUCAGCUGACACUGGGUGGGCCUUCCGGAAGUCUGAAAACCUUGAAGAGUCAGACUUUGGCCUCGAGAGCGGAAUGAACAGCGCUUUAGACUCCCUAGACAGUGAAGAAACCGAGUGGUCGCAGGAGCUGAGCGUGCCUGCCGUGGAGAUCGUGGGUCCAAAUGGGGCUCCGCAGAGUUCAGACUCGGAUGCCACUGAAAAAGACUUCGAGGUGCAAAGUCAUGGUGGCAUGGGCGGGAUGGGUGCUUGAGAAGGGGCUUUUGGCGAAGAACAGUUGCCUGGGCCAAAAAUGCGCCGAAAAAAGGGGCACGACCUGAAACGUCAAAAAUUUGCAUAAUCUUUUCCUCAUCAAAAGGAGGGCCACAGACCUCUUCGGGUUGUGUUGGACCAGCCUGGACAUGCUCACUUAAAGGUGUGGCAGGUGACCUAGGCAAGAUGCUUGGACGCCUUCCAGUUUGCAUCCUAAUUUGCAGCUGCAGACCUUGUGGAUAGUGUCUUUCCAGACCCUCUGCCUGCUCGUCCUUAAUGUUUUGGCCGUGCUCUUAUGGUGAAGCUAGCGUGACUUCCUAC